AUGCGCCAGUCAAAACGAUUGCGACAUUCUGAUAGUCAUCAAAACUGGGCACACAACGACAGAGAACCGAAUGUUAACUUGUGUGAGCCACACCCUUUGGAUGACGCGGACGCAUCCGCGAAAGAAGUCGGCAAUCGAUAUCUUGAACCCGUUUAUGGUGGCGCAACUCAAGCAGCUGAACCCAAUAGGAUCAAUCUGGGACACAUCAAUAAUCUACCCGCACCCGUCAACCAAAGAACUGCCAAUGGAGCGCAGUUCGAUAAUGCCGACGGCAUCUCUGCCUGUUUCUCUACUCAAGGUCAAGCCCAAUUCACUGAAACUUUGUUGAGUGAUUCAUUUCAAGAUCUUGCAGCUUUCAUGGAUAAUCACACUCCAUUCACAGAAGACUUUGCUUCAUUCAUCUCCCCGCCGCAAGGGCUCGCUUGGGUAGAUCCGAAUAUGGAUCCAGUAUCCACUAGCUCACUUCUUGGACUAGAGUUGAAGGUAGGCGAGGCGGACACAUUCUCAAGACUUGGCUCUCGAUUACCAUCUUUACAACCAGAAGAAAGAGUACCACGGGCCUCGCGAAUAGCUUGUGGGGUCAAUUUGUUUGAGAGAAUCAGUACCCAGACUCGGGAUAUCCUCGUUGCCAAGAUGGAGGAAUUCACCUCAGUGGUGCCCGAAAUGUUUCAACUGCCAUCCAGACUAGCUUUGUCGCGAUACUUGACGGCCUAUGUCAAGGGGUUUCAUGAGCACAUGCCUUUCCUUCACAUUCCUACUAUUUCAGGGGAGGGUUGUGCUAUCGAACUUGUAUUGGCCAUUGCCUCAAUCGGGGCGCAGUAUUGCUUUGAACCUGAUAAAACAGUCCAACUAUUCCAGGUAAGUCAUGCCAUUGCAAGAGAACGUAUCAGGAGACGAGAUGCUUUCUCGGUGCCCUAUUCAAAGAGUGCUCGCCUUGAUGGAUCUGGGGACAUGAUUAACCAUCAUUCGGUUCAAUAUGAACAAGAUGCAAUACAAACCGCGCAAGCCCUGUUGCUACUCAUGGCCGAGGCAACGUGGUCCAACCAUCAGACAAUUUUGCGUGAAGCUCUUGCUAUCCAGAGUAUUCUGGCCACUCUAGUUCGCGAUGAUGGUCUUAGAAAUAUACCACUGUCACCAAAUGCUACGUGGGAAGACUGGGCAGCAUAUGAAAGCACUAAGAGAACAAAAUGGAUUUUAUUCUGCUUCUUCAACUUGCACACCAUUGUCUACAAUAUCCCAUCUCCCAUCCUAAGCUCCGAUGUUGACGGGAUGCUACUGCCGUGCUAUGUUGCAACAUUUCGAGCAACAUCUGAAGAAAAAUGGUUCAAUCUGAAAGAUAACGAACAUGACAUCUGGUUCAGAGACGCAUUCUCCAGCCUGUUUGAGGCAAACCUCAACACUGCCCAAACUGUGCCGAAUUCUACACUGGGCAACUACAUUCUCGCCCACGCAUUGAUCCAGCACAUUUACCUCGUCCGUGAAAUCUCCCGCCAUCGUCGAAAAGACAUACCAGAAGAAGAUAUCGCAUCCAUCGAGACUGCACUUCGAAACUGGAAAUCAAUGUGGAAACAUACCCCGGAUUCUAGCAUCGACCCUUCAGAACCUGCGGGCCCUGUGUCCUUCAACUCAACUGCUCUCCUACGGAUAGCGUAUAUCCGACUCAAUGCAGACAUUGGGCCUGGACGUGCGCUCCACACGCGUAAUCCGACGCAAAUCUCCAAUGCAUUUCUCAAUGCUCAAAUAAUAUCGAGAACACCAAGGCUUCUCCGCGCUGUGUUACAUGCUGCGCACGCCUUAAGUAUCCCUAUUCGCAUUGGCGUGCAUCUUGUCGCACAGACGCAAACCUUCAGGUGGUCUAUUCAACACUCUCUGGCUACUCUUGAGUGUGCUUUUUUGUUGAGUAAAUGGCUCGAAGCGUUAUCGUCCGUUGCAGGAACUCAGACCAUCACUCCGGGCGAGCAUAAGAUGGUGAUGCUGGUGAAAACAAUGUUGGAUGAAACAGACUUUGCGAUUCCUGUGGCCUUCACCAUUGAAUCACCCGCUGGAAUGAAGUUGCUAUCUGCCAAUGUCUUGCGAGUCUGGGCAAAGGUGUUUCAUGGACCGGCACAAGUUUGGGCCAUAGUAGAUGUCGUGCGAGUCUCCUUAGAGCUAUGUGCAGACUUGGUUGAACACAAUUAG
Messenger RNA from Penicillium paradoxum, 2178 nucleotides. RefSeq lists its product as uncharacterized. Gene Ontology annotation, molecular function: DNA-binding transcription factor activity, RNA polymerase II-specific; RNA polymerase II cis-regulatory region sequence-specific DNA binding; zinc ion binding. Gene Ontology annotation, biological process: DNA-templated transcription; regulation of transcription by RNA polymerase II. The coding region runs from base 1 to 2178 and encodes 725 amino acids. The transcript has a single exon. The record is from RefSeq and is a predicted model, not a curated record. Gene Ontology annotation, cellular component: chromatin. NCBI's taxonomy places the organism in Eukaryota, Fungi, Ascomycota, Eurotiomycetes, Eurotiales, Aspergillaceae.